UUCUUCGCCUUUUUGUUUUCCGUCUAAACAAUCACUUUCUCUCCUCCGAUUUUCUUCUUCCCUUCUCUACUCUCUUUCUCUGAUUGUGAAAUCUCUUAAAAGCUGAUGUGUGUUCUUCUUUCCUUUUCUUUUUGUUUCUUUUCCUCUUGAUGAUUUUGUCUCUGUUAUUCUUCUUGAAUCUAGCUACUUGUUUUCUGGAAAUUUCAUCUUCUUGGGUUUCAUUAAUUUCUCUUAAAGCUUGUGACUUUGAGCUUACCCAUUUCAGGUCGAUCAAAGUUUUCUUGUAGACCAAGCAGAAGUUUGUUGAAUAGCUAUUUUGUAAUUUCUACAGUGUCUUGUCCUGGAUUUUCGCUUAUGACAUCUUCUCCUUCUUCUUUCUACUAGAAAUUCUGAAACUUUGUUAGUUUUCAUUGUUUCUCAGGAUGCUUUUUUUGUGCUCUCUGUCUUCCAAAUUUCGAACACUUCUCUGAGAUAUUUGUCUGAUUCUAAAGAAGAUGGAAGCUUCUAAUGCCGAUUCAACUCAUCAGAAACAAAAUCCUAAUUUUCUUGUAGAGGUAAACAACAUUGAGAAACAGCUAUGGACAUUAAUCCAUUCAAAGGGUAUAUUGCAUCCAGAUGUUUCGAAAUUAUACGCGAAAGCUGGUUCGACAUACGAGCAGAUCUUUGAAAGCAAUCUUCAACACGAAGAGCUUCAAGAAGUAGAGUUCUGUCUCUGGAAACUUCACUAUAAACACAUCGAUGAGUUUCGUAAAGGCGUCAAAACAGAUGAUCCCGCCAAGAUAGGCACUCAUAUGAAAGCAUUCAAGUUGUUUCUGUUAAAAGCGGCCGAGUUUUAUCAGAAUCUGAUUUCCAAAGUCAGAGGAUAUAGCUUCAAGCUCUCUGAGGAUUCUGGGGAAAAAGGGGAGAGAGAUUCACAAAGAAGCAGAUUCUUGUGCCAUCGUUUCUAUAUUUGUCUUGGAGAUCUCGAAAGGUAUAAAGAGCAAUAUCUGAAAACACAUGAACAUCCUAAUUGGUCAACUGCAGCUACUCACUAUCUUGAAGCUUCAAAAUCUUGGCCUGAUAGUGGAAAUCCUCAUAACCAGCUAGCUGUUUUGGCGACGUAUGUUGGUGAUGAGUUCUUGGCUUUGUACCACUGUGUGAGAAGCUUGGCUGUGAAAGAACCUUUUCCUGGUGCUUCGAACAAUCUUCUUUUGCUGUUUGAGAAGAACAGGUCUUCUCCUUUGCGGUCUCUGUCUACUGAUGCACAGUUCAACUUCUUGAACCCAUCAGAGAGAUAUGUUUCUGUGAAGGACCGUGAUUUCUCAAAAGCGAAAGGAGAAUUAAUGGCUGCAAUUGAUUUAUGGCCACUUGUUGUUCGAACAAUUGGCUUCUUUUUCCUUAAGUCCAGUUUUGAUGAGUUUGGUUGCGCAUUUGCAUCGGCCAUGAGAAAAUUGGAUGAAGCGUUUGCAGCAGAUGAUAUAAAUUUAGAAGCCAUGUUGGAGUCUUAUCAAGUCUUGGACACGGCGAGAAAGGGACCUUAUAGAAUCCUCCAACUUGUUGCGGUUUUCGUCUUCAUCUUCCACAAUUUAGCCGAGUUUAAUGAAGUAGACAACGCGGAAGAGGAAGUUAAGCUAACAAAUUUAGCAUUAACAAUGGUGUUCAUCGUCAUGGGGCGAGUUGUUGAGAGAUGUUUGAAGACGAGUCCCUUGGAUUCUUGCCCUCUCUUACCUGCUCUACUUGUAUUUCUAGACUACUUACCGUUUCUGCUUCACAAGGCUGAAGAAGACGAAGAAGAAAGCAGAAUUGAUGAGAAGAGCGAGAUAGCGAUAUCUUACUUCUUUGGCAAACUCGUUGAUUUCUUGAACCGGUUAAAGGUGAAAGACGAAAACUGCUCUGCUAAAACGUUGGUAGCUCUUUGGGAGGAUCAUGAACUGAGAUCAUUGGCUCCUCUGGCUCCUAUACAAGUACUUUUAGAUUUCUCAAGUCACAUGGAUCUAAGAGAGAGUUCUGACAGAGGGAAGGAGCUUCGUCUUCAACGCAUUAUUAAUUCCGCUCUUAAGAUCACAAGUAGACAGAAGAAGGGUUCUCAAAAGUGGUUAUUCUUUGACAAGCAAAGGACUCAAUUUUACACAACUUCAGGUGAAUUGCAAUGCAAAGAAGAGAUCUUUCAUGGAAAUGGAGAGGAAAGUAACAGAAAAUGUGUCACUAUAGGAACGGUUGAGAUCAUUCCUAGUGAGAUUGAAAGAUCUGUGCCUGCAGAAGAAGAAGAAGUGAUCCUUCUUAAGCCGCUUGUAAGGUGUCAAUCUGCUCCAAUCUGUUCUUCUGGCAUUGAGACGAAGCCAUUCAGCGCCGAUAACACAACUUCAGGAAACCAAACAACUUCAUAUGAUGAAAGCCUAAGACGUACCUCAUCACUCAUUGUGAACCACAGCCCACAGGAUACUAACUCUGAAAGUUUCAGCUUCAUGCAAGGUCUUAAGGACACGGAUCAGAAACAUUUGCAUCUAGAAGAAGGCACUGUCUCAGGAAGACCUCCAUCGCUGAGCGCAUGGGUGGUUGACAAGAGUAAAGAGAAUGGAAGAUUUGGUUUAAGUAAACCAAACGGGUUGGGCCCUAUUGAUGAAACAAGUCCUGUCACAUCCUUUGAUAGUCUCUCCAUCAGUACCAGUAUCGAGGAGCCUCCUUUUGUGUAUACACCUCCUACUCCGUCUGCUCCUUUACUGCCUGAAGACGCUUCUUGGUUUCAUAAUGGCACUAGUAGUAACAAAGCAGAGAGUUUAUAUUCUCAGACAAGAUUCAUGAAGCCAUACACAAACCCGCCAUUUGUUGGGAUUUCUUCUUCUGAAUGGUUACGUCGAUACAGAGAAAGUCGGAAUCUUGGACCAGCCUAUUCUUAUCAAGCACAGGGGACAAACAAUUUGAAGAACUUCUUAGCUCAUGGGUCUUCCAAGUUCAGUCUCUUAGCUAGGUACGGGACACCAAAUGAUCAGUCGAUGAUCUCUUCUGAAAACUCAAUGUUGUAUCCUCAGACUUACAUGGAAAACCGUGAAUCUAAAGGAGAGAAGCUCUGCAACGGUCAACAAAGCCCAACAAACGGUUAUGACUUCAGUGACGAUCCUGGACCGUUCCUUCGAUACCUGAGAGAGAAAGAGUGGCUGAAUGAGAAUGGUCAGAGGUUAAGAGGACCUUCUCCUGCAUAUAUGAACAACUAAACAUGUACGAGUGAGUGGGUUUAUAAGAAACUGUCUCAGGUAAGCAAGUUUUGACAACUCAUAUUGUCUUGUCUCCUUGUGCUAUUGCUUAAUUUUUCAAGAUAAUGAAAACCCGAAUUAAGAAAAGGUUCUUGUUGUACAUAAGCAAACAAAUAAAGGAAACUUCCUACGUAUUUAAAUCAAUCAAGUUCUUUUGUUU
Eutrema salsugineum is the source of this 3390-nucleotide messenger RNA. RefSeq names its product protein SMG7L. Gene Ontology annotation, cellular component: telomerase holoenzyme complex. Lineage: Eukaryota; Viridiplantae; Streptophyta; Magnoliopsida; Brassicales; Brassicaceae. Gene Ontology annotation, biological process: nuclear-transcribed mRNA catabolic process, nonsense-mediated decay. Gene Ontology annotation, molecular function: telomeric repeat DNA binding; telomerase RNA binding; protein binding. The record is from RefSeq and is a predicted model, not a curated record. The transcript has 5 exons. The coding region runs from base 495 to 3191 and encodes 898 amino acids.